AUGUCGCGGCGUAGCCUCUCAGCGGCGCGGAGAACUGAAGCGAUCAGGCUGCAUUUGAUGUCCACGUCUAGCGCACCAGUCGAGGAGGCACCGGUGCUGUUCAAAUCAGAUGGUGCCCUGAGAGCAUAUAUCCUCAAUCGGCCCAAAAAAUUGAAUGCUCUGGAUGAAACCAUGCUGAGUAUUCUGCGACCAAAGAUUGAGGAAUGGGCUCGCAGUGAUUUGACUGGCGUUGUAGCAGGCACAGCUGUUGGACGUGCAUUCUGUGCGGGUGGAGACGUCGCCCGCAUUGUCGAAUAUUCCAAGAAGGUGGAAACACUCCCCAAGGCCGUCGAUUUCUUCCACCGAGAGUUCGAGAUGGACUACAUCCUUGCCGCGAUGCCGAAGCCUUACAUCGCGUUCAUGGACGGAAUUACCAUGGGCGGGGGCGUUGGAUUGUCGGUGAACGCCCCAUUCAGGAUCGCCACUGAAAACACAGUAUUUGCCAUGCCGGAAACCAAGAUUGGUUACUGUCCCGACGUCGGCGCAAGCUACUUCCUCUCAAGAAUAGACGGCGAAAUUGGCACCUACCUGUCAUUGACGGGUGAAACCAUCUCAGGCAGGGCAGUUUUCGAACAUGGUUUUGCGACACAUUUCAUUCCUUCGCGGCGCAUUCCCGGACUGCUUGAGCGGCUGGCCGGUUUUGAAGACCCGACGUACGCGCAGAUCGACAUCCUCCUUGAGGAGUGUAGGUCGGAUCAACAGCCUGGCCAACUGAACAGCUUACUUGUGGGCAACACGCGGAUCGCGCUGGACAAGGCAUUCCGGCACAACUCGGUUGAAGAAAUUGUGGGGGACCUGAGGGCGUUCGCGGAAGGAAGCGAGAAUGAGGAGGUGGCCGAGUGGGCUAAGCAUACGCUGGCUGCGUUGGACCUGCGUAGUCCGACGAGUCUGAAGGUCGCUCUUGCGGCCGUCCGCAAGGGAAAGACGAUGUCGCUUCUUGAGGCUCUGCAGAUGGAGAUGAAUAUCGCUUCCGCGUUCUGUCACGGCGUUAGCCCUGACUUCCGCACUGGCGUGACUGCGGUGCUCGUCGAAAAGCUUAAGGGCCGUCCAGACUGGUUGCCAUCGAAGCUGGAAGACGUGAACGACGAAUUCGUGGAGAAGGAGUUCUUCAAUGCUUUUACCCCGGAGGAUGGCACCUCACCGAGAAUCACACCUCCAGAUUACCUCGUAGACCACACGAGGCUGAUGGACCCGAUGCGCUUCGCGCUGCCGACUGAGGAGGAGAUUGGCCAGCUAGUCGCGGGCAACCACAAGACCAGCGGAGGGUUCGCGCUCGACCUCGAGGACCUCCUGGAGAAGUUCAACGACAUCAAGAAAGGCAAGGCCGGCGUGCGGGAGAAGGUCCUAGAGGUCGUGGAUCGGCGAUGUACCUUCGAGAAGGACUCGGACAAGCAGUGGCUAGAGUGGAAGCACUGA
Molecule: messenger RNA, 1455 nt
Organism: Sparassis crispa
Lineage: Eukaryota; Fungi; Basidiomycota; Agaricomycetes; Polyporales; Sparassidaceae
Product: 3-hydroxyisobutyryl-CoA hydrolase, mitochondrial
Exons: 8
Coding region: 1-1455 (484 amino acids)
Biological process (GO): L-valine catabolic process
Cellular component (GO): mitochondrion
Molecular function (GO): 3-hydroxyisobutyryl-CoA hydrolase activity
Source: RefSeq, a predicted model, not a curated record